CGAGUCAGAAGCGGUACGUCACUGUGACGUCAUCUGACUGCCAAAGCUCUCCAUGUAGUAAGAGUUGCAGGACAUCUUUUACGACCUUGGUAAGGUUUUCGCUCCACACAUUCUAGAAAGAUUAACAGUUAGGGUGUAAGGAAUAAUGCCUUCGAGUGUAUGUGCUGUCUCGAACUGCGAGAAUUAUUACCGUAAAACUAAGGGGACGAAUAUCAUGUACCAUCGAUUUCCCCAGAACAGAGCUUUAAGUAAGAUAUGGGAAGAGCGCUGUAAAAAAAAGUACGAGUUCAACGUGAAAAAUGCUGUUAUUUGUUCGGAGCAUUUUACCGAACGUGAUUAUGAAAGGGAUUUAAAAAAUGAACUAUUAGGUUUACCACUUAAAAAAUUGUUAAAGAAAGAUGCAAUUCCUACUCUGAAUUUACCAGGAUUUGAAAAUGUUAAGAAAUCUUCCAAUUCCAAACAAGACAAAGUUCAAGAUGAUAAUGCAUUUUUAAUGGAGUCUGGCGAAUUCUUCUCUGUGUCAAGUGAAAUGUUUAGUUUGGAAGGAAUGAAUGAGUAUUUGGAAAUGAAAUUGCUUGAAAAAGAAGAGGAAAUAAGUAACUUGAAAGCCACAAAUCGUCGCCUCAGCAACAGAAUAUUCACACUGGAAAGGAGGAACGAGACGUUACUUAAGAAAGUUCGAAUGAUGAGAAAAAAUAAUUUGAAACCUAAAAAGAAUGUAAAACGUAAUGCAUAAAAAUAUUGGACUGCCAUAAAUUUUUAAUGGCUUUGUAAUUAUCAAGAG
Molecule: messenger RNA, 784 nt
Organism: Argiope bruennichi
Lineage: Eukaryota; Metazoa; Arthropoda; Arachnida; Araneae; Araneidae
Product: THAP domain-containing protein 2-like
Exons: 1
Coding region: 146-736 (196 amino acids)
Source: RefSeq, a predicted model, not a curated record